Molecule: messenger RNA, 1982 nt
Organism: Equus quagga
Lineage: Eukaryota; Metazoa; Chordata; Mammalia; Perissodactyla; Equidae
Gene: RASSF1
Product: Ras association domain family member 1
Exons: 7
Coding region: 147-1184 (345 amino acids)
Biological process (GO): Ras protein signal transduction
Cellular component (GO): nucleus; microtubule cytoskeleton
Source: RefSeq, a predicted model, not a curated record
AGGCAGCUGGUCCCAGGCCGCGGCCACCGCUUCCAGCCUGCGGGGCCCACCACGCACACGUGGUGCGACCUCUGCGGCGACUUCAUCUGGGGCGUCGUGCGCAAGGGCCUGCAGUGCGCGCAUUGCAAGUUCACCUGCCACUACCGAUGCCGCGCGCUCGUCCGCCUGGACUGCUGCGGGCCCCGGGACCUGGGAUGGGAACCGGCGCUGGAGCGGGACACAAACGUGUGUUAACGGUUGAGGCGCGGACACUGGUCCCGGCGCACGCGCACACUGACACGCGCGCGCACGCGCACACGCGCCUGGGGCGGUGGUUGGAGGCUACCGGCUCACACGACUCAGGGAGCUGGCGGGCGGGCGCGGCGAUGGGCGAGGCGGACGCAGGGACGCCUUCUUUCGAGAUGACCUGGAGCAGCACGACAAGCAGUGGCUACUGCAGCCAGGAGGACUCGGACUCGGAGCUCGAGCAGUACUUCACGGCGCGUACCUCGCUGGCGCGGAGGCCGCGCCGGGACCAGGACGAGCCUGUGGAGUGGGAGACACCUGACCUUUCUCAGGCUGAGAUUGAGCAGAAGAUCAAGGAGUACAAUGGCCAGAUCAACAGCAACCUCUUCAUGAGCCUGAACAAGGAUGGCUCCUACACAGGCUUCAUCAAGGUUCAACUGAAGCUAGUGCGCCCUGUCUCAGUGCCCUCCAGCAAGAAGCCACCCUCCUUGCAGGAUGCCCGGCGGGGCCCAGGGCGUGGCACAGCUGUGAGGCGCCGCACUUCCUUCUACCUCCCCAAGGAUGCUGUCAAGCACCUGCAUGUGCUGUCACGCACACGGGCACGCGAGGUCAUUGAGGCUCUGCUGCGCAAGUUCUUGGUGGUAGAUGACCCCCGCAAGUUUGCACUCUUUGAGCGGGCUGAGCGCCAUGGCCAAGUGUACCUCCGGAAGCUGUCUGAUGAUGAGCAGCCCCUGCGACUGCGGCUCCUUGCAGGGCCCAAUGAGAAAGCCCUAAGCUUUGUCCUGAAGGAGAAUGACUCUGGGGAGGUGAACUGGGACGCCUUCAGCAUGCCUGAACUACACAACUUCCUACGCAUCCUGCAGCGGGAGGAAGAAGAACACCUCCGCCAGAUCCUGCAGAAGUACUCCUAUUGUCGCCAGAAGAUCCAGGAGGCCCUGCAUGCCUGCCCCCUGGGGUGACCUCUUAUAACCCCUGGGUGGAAGGAGGAGAGUAGGCAGCGCCGAGGGCAUGCCGUGUGAGUGUGACAGGGCCCGUGUGGCCUGAGGAAUGAGUGUGCAUGGAGGCCCUCUCUUGCUGAGGGAACGAGCCAGAGAACAGUGAAGGAGCUGGCCCCCUGUGUCCACCAGUGGGUGUAGCAGAGUAUUGCUCUGGACCCUUCUGCGCUUCAUGUACUGGGUCAUGGUGGGCCAGGGUUGCCCUGGGAAGCUGCUCCAGGCUUGCAGCAGGGGUAGAGCAGACAGAGUCUCCUUAAUUAGUGGUCUCAGGAGAAUCUUGGAGAUCUUACAAACGGAAUAGGGUCAUGUUUGCAGGGAUGAGGGCCCUCAUCUAUGGGGAAAGGUUGUAUGUUUUGAGACUUAGAUGGGGUCUCAGGACACCCCUAUCAGAGCUAAGGGUGGGUGUUCAAGAUAAGGCAGGCAUCAAGGAAGAGUCUAGGUUGCCCUCUACAGUGCCCUCAGACUCCUCACACACCUGGGAUCAGGGAGUGCUGGCUCACAGUGCCUCAGUGCCUCCUCCAAGGAGGAUGUCCCUGGGCUGGGGUUUGUGUGAGUGUGGGCACUGGCCCAGGUCCGUGCCUUGUUUGCCAAUCAAAGACAGGGUCUUUCCCUUGGAUAUUUUUGAUAAUGUGUGUGAAUGUAUGUAAUAUUUUGUGGCCUCAGCUGAAUGCCUCCUGUGGGGAAAGGGGUGGGUGUGACAGUCAUCAUCAGGGCCUGGGGCCUGCGAGAAUUGGCUGAAUAAAGAUUUAAGAAUUCUCUCUA